This is a messenger RNA of Huiozyma naganishii CBS 8797, 1497 nucleotides long. It is a transcript of the gene FUM1, whose product is annotated as fumarase FUM1. Lineage: Eukaryota; Fungi; Ascomycota; Saccharomycetes; Saccharomycetales; Saccharomycetaceae. Gene Ontology annotation, cellular component: mitochondrion; tricarboxylic acid cycle heteromeric enzyme complex. Gene Ontology annotation, biological process: malate metabolic process; fumarate metabolic process; tricarboxylic acid cycle. The record is from RefSeq and is a predicted model, not a curated record. The transcript has a single exon. Bases 1 to 1497 code for a protein of 498 amino acids. Gene Ontology annotation, molecular function: fumarate hydratase activity.
AUGAUCAGAUCCGUGUUCAAUUCCAGUGGUAAAGCCAGCGUGAAAGUUGCACUGCUGCGUAACAAUCUCAGAAGAAAUAUGUCUGCGUCUGCUAUUACGAACCAGGAGUUCAGAGUCGAAACGGACUCGUUCGGAGAGAUUAAUGUCCCUGCUGAUAGAUACUGGGGUGCUCAAACACAGCGGUCGUUCCAGAACUUCAAAAUUGGUGGUGACAGAGAGAAGAUCCCGGAACCCGUAGUGAGGGCAUUUGGGAUCCUAAAGAAAUCUGCUGCCACGGUGAACGAAAACUUGGGGACUCUAGAUAAGAGUAUCGCCGCUAAGAUCAAGCUCGCAGCCGAUGAGGUCGCCGAGGGGAAACUGUCCGACCAUUUCCCAUUGGUUGUGUUCCAGACCGGGUCCGGGACACAGUCCAACAUGAACGCUAACGAAGUUAUCUCGAAUAGGGCAAUUGAGUUGCUUGGCGGUGAGCUUGGCUCAAAGCAGGUCCACCCAAAUAACCACGUCAACCAAUCGCAAUCUUCUAACGACACUUUCCCCACGGUGAUGCACAUUGCUGCCACUACAGAGAUCGCAAACAAGUUGAUCCCAGAGUUACAGAAUUUGAAGGAUGCACUGCAACAUAAAGUGGAGGAAUUCUCAUCCAUUGUCAAGAUUGGGAGAACCCAUUUGCAAGACGCUACACCAUUGACCCUGGGACAAGAGUUUAGUGGGUACGUUCAACAAGUUGAAAACGGUAUCCAGAGAGUCCAAUCCUCAUUGUAUCAUUUACAUUUCCUAGCUCAGGGUGGGACAGCAGUAGGCACUGGUUUGAACACAAAGGUCGGGUUUGACAAACUUGUCGCAGAGGAAGUAUCCAAGGAGACUGGCUUGCAUUUUGAGACUGCACCAAAUAAAUUCGAGGCAUUAGCUGCACAUGACGCCAUCGUCGAGGCAAGCGGUGCAUUGAACACUUUGGCGUGUUCUCUGUUCAAGAUUGCUCAAGAUAUCAGAUACCUAGGAUCGGGGCCUCGCUGUGGGUACGGUGAACUGAUCUUACCUGCCAAUGAACCAGGCUCCUCAAUCAUGCCAGGGAAAGUCAACCCAACUCAAAACGAGGCAAUGACUCAAGUCUGCGUCCAAGUGAUGGGGAACAACUCAACUAUCACAUUCGCUGGGUCUCAAGGUCAAUUCGAAUUGAACGUGUACAAACCACUCAUGAUUUCUAACCUGUUGAGUUCAAUCAGAUUGCUGACAGAUGCUAGUAAAUCUUUCAGAAUCCACUGUCUAAACGACUUGAAGGCCAACAAGGACAAAAUCGACGAAAACUUGAACAAAUCUUUGAUGCUUGUAACAGCGCUAAAUCCAAAGAUUGGGUACGACGCAGCCGCUAAAGUGGCUAAAAAUGCACACCACAAGAACAUCACUCUUAAGGAAUCUGCCUUGGAAUUGGGGGUUUUAACUGAGAAAGAAUUUGAUGAAUGGGUCAUUCCAGAAAAUAUGAUUAGUCCAAAACCUUAA